UGAGAAAUUUCUCAGUUGCGCCACUGAGGGAAUCCGAGUUCCGCAAAAUGGCGGGUGCCAUAGUGCGUUGUUUUCAGAUUCCGAGGAGACAAUUAGGUCUCCUCGGAUCGAGUUUGAGCAGUCAGCAGCAGAGAACACUCGCCGAUGCCGCCCCGGAAGGAAAGAAACAAGGAAGUCCCCUGGCCGAUGAAGACCGCAUCUUUACGAAUCUGUACGGCAGACAUGACUGGCGGCUGAAGGGUGCCAUAAGCCGUGGCGAUUGGUAUAAGACUAAGGAAAUAGUAGAAAAGGGCGCCGAUUGGAUCAUCAAUGAGAUUAAAAUUUCCGGCCUGAGAGGCCGUGGUGGAGCCGGCUUUCCCUCUGGAAUGAAGUGGUCCUUCAUGAACAAACCAUCCGAUGGUCGGCCCAAAUACCUGGUGGUUAACGGCGACGAGGGCGAGCCAGGGACGUGCAAGGAUCGCGAGAUCCUGCGCCACGAUCCACACAAACUUGUGGAGGGCUGCCUAAUUGCUGGUCGCGCUAUGGGAGCCUGCGCCGCUUACAUCUACAUACGUGGUGAAUUUUACAACGAGGCGUCCAACAUGCAAGUUGCUAUAGCCGAGGCUUACCAGGCCGGUUUAAUCGGAAAGAACGCCUGCAACUCUGGCUACGAUUUCGACAUUUUUGUGCAACGAGGAGCGGGUGCAUACAUUUGCGGUGAGGAGACCGCUCUUAUAGAAUCUAUUGAGGGAAAACAGGGGAAACCGAGGCUAAAACCACCAUUUCCAGCUGAUGUCGGCGUGUUUGGAUGUCCCACAACCGUCACCAACGUCGAAACCGUAGCAGUAGCGCCUACAAUCUGUCGCCGAGGUGGAGCGUGGUUUGCCUCAUUUGGACGUCCACGCAAUCACGGAACCAAGCUCUAUAACAUCUCUGGGCAUGUGAACAAUCCAUGUACCGUCGAAGAAGAAAUGUCCAUUCCUCUGAAAGAGCUGAUUGAGAGGCACGCGGGAGGUGUAAUCGGAGGAUGGGAUAAUUUGUUAGGUGUUAUUCCCGGUGGCUCUUCGACUCCAGUCAUUCCUAAGAGCGCGUGCGACACCGUUUUGCUGGACUUUGAUGAUCUCAUCAGAGUACAAAGCUCGUUUGGCACGGCCGCAGUAAUCGUGAUGAAUAAACAGACGGAUAUAAUCAAGGCCAUCACUCGUUUGAUAAGUUUCUACAAGCACGAAUCCUGCGGUCAGUGCACGCCUUGCCGCGAGGGUAUCAGUUGGAUGUAUAAAAUACUAAAAAGAUUUGUAGAAGGUAACGCCGAGGUACACGAGAUAGACAUGCUGUGGGAACUUACGAAACAAAUAGAACUGCACACGAUAUGCGCUUUAGCGGACGGCGCCGCGUGGCCUGUACAGGGUCUGAUCAGGCAUUUUAGGCCAGAAAUCGAAGCGCGUUUGAAUGAACAGAAAAGAGCGACAUCGAAAAGUUGAGAUAAAACUGGAGAUUAGAGAGAAUAUAACGGGAAGAGAUAUUUAGAACAAUCCCUGUAAAAUUUUAUAUUUAUUUUCAGUGUAUAUAAAUGAAUAUAAACACGAUAGUCACGAUUCCUCUGUAAUAAUGUUUCUUCGAACCCGGGUUGACAUCCAUCCUGGAAGUUCGACUAAUAAAGGAAACAUAUAGAGAAAAACCUUAUUAUAUACGUGCAGAUUUUAAGUGUUCCUUAGAAAGAUCAUGCGUUAAACAAAAUUAAAUCGAAACUCUCGUAAUGUUUAACAUUUAUGAAGAAAAGUAAAACCAACGAAGCAAAGUGCUUUGAAGCGAAAAUUCGUCUAACGAUGGCCAUUCACCGCUAGAAAUUAGAAGGAAUAAUUAUAUGUGGAGUACGAAAGAAAAAUUGAUAAAAUUAAAGUUGAUUCAAUAUGGUAGACUUCUAUUAUAUUAAGGAAUUUAUAAGUUCUACAUGUGUGUGCGUGAAUCACACAAACGAUCCUAUCUUACCUUUUCAAAAAUAAUACUCUGGAAGAGAUGGCGACAUGAAAAUAUGCAACAAGCCACUGUGAGAUUUUCAGUAAAGUAAACGACAUCGGAGAGAAAGGAUCGUGUGCGCGAAAAAAUAUGAGAAAAUUCGAUUUAUAUCCUCGAAUAUUGGCCGAGUUUACUUAGAGUCAUGUAAGACUAAUAUUUACCUCCCACGUUUUCUUAUGCAAAUAGUAUGCUCUCAGUUACGCGGUUUUCGUAGAAAUUACGUUACAAUUCACAUUGCGGGCUCUCGAAAAGCUCGUGAAUUAUAGUAAUGGUAACGAUAUCGACGAUGUAUUACGCGAAAUAAAUGAGAUGGCUAUUGAAUGGAAUAUUUUUGCCGAACGUCACGGCGUUCGAAGUGAAACGAGUGUCGAACCUCUCGUUCAUGAAUCAUGCAUACGAUUCAAAUAACGCAAACCGUGCUACUUGCAAGCUCGAAGUGAAACGUAAGACUGGGUACAUCUGAAGAGAAUAUUCGCCGCAGUUUUAUCGAACGAUACUUUGCAUUUAUUCGUUCAUCAUACAAGAGAAUUCGCUAGCACUAAAUGUUCCGCCGGCUACAGUACGGAUAAUAAUGUGACUUUAGGAUAUACGGUACAAUGUGCGUAUACAAUACAUAUAUACAAAAGCACGUUCGCUCGUUCCGCAGACCGGUUGCGUCUGCUUUCCCUGUCUCUCGUUCUCUCGCACUCUUUCGUUCUCUCCCGCUCUCUCGCUCCCUUCUCUCUCUCUCUCUCUCUCUUAGCGCCACUAAAGUCGGAACUGUCUUUUUCGCGGUUUCUCGAAUUAUCGUUAGUUACUUAAAUAAUAGAUUUAAGCUAGCGCCAUUACAUUCUCGGGGUAGUUCGCCGUAGGAGGCGAGCUGUCCCGGUUGUGUUAGUAAGCGCACACACUGUCUUUUAUGAUAGGUCCGUUGUGUUACGUUACCUCCAUUCUCUUAUUUUCAUCUUAUGUAUACAUAUAUUUAUAUUAUCUAUACCAAAUCCACAUUUCAUUCCGUUGCGCAUCCAAUAUUACAUUCCUUUUUAUUUUCGCUUCUCCUUUAUUCUUAACUCGCGGGCAGUGAUGGCAGGAUCGAUUCAUCCCAAGUGCUCGCUCCAGAUUGAAAAAAUAUCUAGGCACCAUACUAACGACGCACAUUUUUCUCGAACAUUUUUAGGCACUAAUAUAUCGCACAAUAUUAUAUAGCAUUCAGCGUUAAGCCUUAAGUACUUCGAAAAAGGAUAACUCUUUCAAUGGUCGUAUCUUGAUCCCAUCGAGUGUCCAGUUUGUUAAAAAGGAUCUAUCAAGUUAAUAGCUCGCCAGUUCUAAAAGCAGUCGUUCCUAAGGCUCUCACGCUCUCGUUUCUAAACUAAAAUGGGAAGCUAUUCUAAAGAUAUACUUAGCAAACACACAAUUUCCGACCGUACUAAAUGUAAAUUAAGUAUACGUCGCGGCAGUACGAACUUAAUUUAAUUUAAAUCUUGUUGUUACGGCAUAUCGUAACAUAAUAAUCGUAGGUCGUAGCACUUGUGUCGUCGGAAAUCAUCCCUCGGCAAACUCCAGACACGGUCGCACGUGAAUUGGCCCCGUUA
Molecule: messenger RNA, 3566 nt
Organism: Mycetomoellerius zeteki
Lineage: Eukaryota; Metazoa; Arthropoda; Insecta; Hymenoptera; Formicidae
Gene: ND-51
Product: NADH dehydrogenase (ubiquinone) 51 kDa subunit
Exons: 6
Coding region: 48-1460 (470 amino acids)
Biological process (GO): mitochondrial electron transport, NADH to ubiquinone
Cellular component (GO): respiratory chain complex I
Molecular function (GO): 4 iron, 4 sulfur cluster binding; NAD binding; NADH dehydrogenase (ubiquinone) activity
Source: RefSeq, a predicted model, not a curated record